Molecule: messenger RNA, 5451 nt
Organism: Mytilus californianus (California mussel)
Lineage: Eukaryota; Metazoa; Mollusca; Bivalvia; Mytilida; Mytilidae
Product: calpain-5-like
Exons: 12
Coding region: 135-2096 (653 amino acids)
Biological process (GO): proteolysis
Cellular component (GO): cytoplasm
Molecular function (GO): calcium-dependent cysteine-type endopeptidase activity
Source: RefSeq, a predicted model, not a curated record
UCUUACUUAGCAAUCCAAUAUGGCGAACAUUUCUGGUUUUAAAAUCAGCAUUUCAUAAUUAAAUUCCAGACGGACUAUCAAAUCAAUUUAUUUAUUCUAUUUCAUUUUUGGGGAAUAUAUUAACACGUGUCACCAUGGCAAACACUGCGAAGGAGGUUGUCCGUUCCAUAAUGUCAGACAAGUUCAAGAACCAGAAAUUUGGAUCCAUUAGAAGCGCGUGCUUGAAGAAAGGAGAAUUAUGGGAAGAUCCAGAAUUUCCCGCCAAUAAUAAAUCAUUAUUUUACAGUAAAGUUGACAAUGCCAUUGAAUGGAAAAGACCGAGUGAAUUGUGUAAAGUUCCGAAACUUGUGAUAGAAGGAGUUAGUUGUGACGAUUUAGUUCAAGGUGAAUUGGGAAACACGUGGUUUGUCACAGCAUGUGCAAGUUUAGUAUUACAGAAGAAAAUGUUUGAAAAGGUUGUACCAAAUCUCAAAGAACAGGAAUGGGACGAGUACUCAGAGAAACCUAAAUAUGCCGGUGUGUUCCAUUUUUCGUUUUGGAGAUUCGGACAGUGGAUUGAUAUAGUGGUAGAUGACAGAUUACCAACAAAGAAUGGCAAAUUGGUUUUCUGUCACUCAAAGUCUCGAAAUGAAUUCUGGAGUGCUUUAUUAGAAAAGGCUUAUGCAAAACUUUAUGGAGAUUAUGAAUCAUUAAUAGAAGGUGACACAGCUGAUGCUCUUGUAGAUUUCACGGGAGGCGUAGCCGAGAAAUUAGUAUUAAUGAAUAUAAAUCUACAGGAUGAUCAGAUGAAAAUGGCAUUGUUUAGAAAAUUACGAGACGCUAGUGAAAACCAGGCACUUAUAAACUGUAAUAUUCAGUGUAAACCUGAAGAGACCGGCAAGGAACUACCCCAAGGUUUAAUAUUAGGUCACGGCUACAAUAUUACCAAAGUAGCAGAGAUAAAUGUAGACAAGAAGUACCAGGGCGCUAUAGGCGCAUCUAAACUUCACAUGGUCAGAAUGGCUAAUCCAUGGGGUGUUAAAGAGUGGAAUGGACCAUGGGCAGACGGAUCUGCCGAAUGGAACAAAAUCGGGCAAACAGAAUGGACAAAACUUGGACUUAAAUUUCAACAGGAAGGCGAAUUUUGGAUGGCUUUUGACGAUUUUGUGAGUUAUUUAACGAACGUUGAUGUAUGUCAUUUUGUGAACACGGCAAUUAUAAGUCUAAAGAAAUCAUGGAAUGAGAGUAUUAUGCAUUCCGAAUGGUCGGUGCAAGGACGCAAUGGCGGAUGUGUUUACGAUUCGCCAACAUUCCUUAGCAAUCCACAGUACGUAUUUGACAUAAUACAAGAAGAAGACACAAUACUUGUUUCCCUGGAACAGCAUGAUAUUCAACCUGGAAGACAACAUUUUGGACGAACUCUAAACACAAUAGGAUAUAGAAUAAUGAAGGUUGAGGAGAACAGAAUAUACAGAAUGCACAUUCCAGGUGAACACAUUUUAUCAUCUGAUAUGGUGAAAGGAAGGAGUAUAUUUGGUACAAGCAAACUAUUUAAAGGCAGAUAUGUCAUCGUUCCAUGUACGGAAAAGACAGGAGAACAUGGACCAUUCAUGUUGAGAUUAUACACAAGUAGUAAAGCCAGUGGAAGGGAAUUGACAAAAGAAGGACCAACGAAGACAUGUCCUUGCUCAAAACUCCCAUUGAUAGUAACAACAUUGACGGUCAUGAAAUUGGAAGGAGUCACAAAACCUGCAGGAUCAAAGGUUAAAACCUUUGAUCCCAAAGUAGUUGUACGCUGUGAAGGAGAGAAGGUGGUAUCUAGAGUGAUAAAGGAAGAUCAAGGCGGUAAACAACGUGUUAACACAGCAGACGCAGAGUUCGACUUUAAAGUUACAUUUUACCGUAAAAAGCCGGAUGAGCCGAUCACUAUAGAGGUAAUUAAUAGUAACAGCUUUGUAGAUGAUUUUUGUUGUGAAGCCCGAGUUGACGAACAUGGCGGAGAAGACGGGAAAGACGUAAAAUGUACAGUUUAUGGAAAAGGGAAAGAAAAAGAUAUGGAAAGACCAGGAAAUGUGCACGUCUUUGUAAGAUCAAGUCAUGAUCUCCAAUUUCUGUGAACAUUAUCUUACUUUUUCAUUUCAAGUAUUAUCAAAAUGUACUUACCUCGAAGGCAUUUUCAUUCUACCAAUUUACAUUGCGUUUAAAAAUAUCAUUGAACGUGCAUUGUUUGUUUAAAGAACCAUGCAUGUAGUUGUGGUUUUUCUUGUUUGCUACCAAUAUCCAUUUUAACUAGAAAGAGAUUGAAUAAUAAAUAUUCCAUGUGGCUCGCUUAAGUAGGAUAUAUCGGUUAUUUGCAGAUUAGGCCGUACAUUUUGUAGAAGGAAUUGGUCAUUGUUCAUGUUUAAACACUACACGCACUGCCUUAUUUUAUGAACUAUACAUGUUUGUGCAAGCUGUAUCAUUUUUGCCGUAAAAGGCCAACAACCGAACAUAUUCAACAUGAUCAACACUCUAAUAACUAAUGAUAAAUUAAACAAUCUUAUGGUGAUUUUAAAUCAGAUAAUAACAGUUCAAUGAUAUAUUAAAAUGCAGUGUAAAUAACAACUACAUUCACAAACAUUAUAUAUUAGUACUAUUUGCAUGAAAGGUUUUUAAAGAUUUUAUUUCUUUCAAUCAUUUCAACGUAAAUGUCGCUCGAAAAAUAAGUUUUGAAUCUUUUAUAUUUUAAUUUAUAAGAAUAAUUUGUCAUGAUAUGCAUAUUUUUUUGCUUAUUUGAUCAAAGGGGUAUUCUAAAUGUCGCAUAUCAAUACUAUAUGGUUCUUCAAAUUUAGCACUUUGUCACAUUCUAUUUUCGAAGUUUUUCGAAUAGCCUAAGCUAACAGAAAACGUGACAAUGCUUUGUAUAUGAACCAUUGUGUUAUUACUAAUCUCAUAAAAUGUCAUUGGACUCAGUGGACUAAAUGAGUGACUAUUAUGUCUAUUGCAUGUAUGUCCCGCAUUCAUCGUUCAUCUUAUACAUCAAACUAUGUAGCUGUGAUAAAAAAAAACUGUUCGUUUAUUUUUUUGCCGAUAUGCUUUCUUUUUUUUAAAUGGUAAUUUCUUUUAAAGACUUCGUUAUGGAAAUGUGUUAAAUGUAUAUACAAUGAUGCAUUUUGUAUAUACAGAAAUAGGAUAGGGCUUUCAAUGCCAAAUAUACAAAUCAUUUUUAUAAAAUCAAGAAAUAAAGUGUCAUGCCGUAGGUUAAGAAUCGUUCUUAUAAUAGUAUACGUCGUUGUUUCUAUGUUAGCAUAUUUUAUAAUCUGUAGAAUACACCUUUCGGUUUAAUUCGUAUUGUAAUACGGAAAACAAACGUAUUGACAAGUGUUUGGCAAUCCCAAAAUUAAGUAAUAAUAUCACAUACACAAUUGACACUUGUCAACUAUUUAAAAGACAUCCUUGUAGCAUUUUCCGAUGUGCUUUUUUUACUCUACAUUGUGUUUCACAAAGCAGAACUGUGAUAUUUAUUAUGUCUCAUCUUUAAGUUCUAAUCAGUGAUAAUUGUAUAUAAAGUGUAUGUUGUUUUGCGUCUGAUUUUUUUUAUCAAUCAUAAUUAACAAGCAUUUGAUAUUUGAUGCUUUAAAGUCGGUCAUUUAUUUAUAUCAUUUUUGAAUCGAGAAAAGGAGUCAAGUUUAUUAUUAUUGGGAGGAAAAGUUAAAACCAUAUACUCAAUUGACACAAGUCAGCCUAUUUGAAUAUAUUGUUGCAGGAUUUUCAUAUUUGCUUCUUUACACUAAAAUAUAUUGAACAAAGCAGAUCUGUGAUAAUUAUUCUGUCUCGUCUUAAUGUUUCAAUCACAUAUAUAAAGUGUAUGUUAUUUUGCUUUUGAUUGUUUUGUUAAGUUAUUAAUAAUAUACGAUGCUUUACAGUGAGUUGAAUUAUUAUUUUCUUUUUAACAAACAAUCAAAACAAAAGGAAUCUAUCAUUAAAACUAAAUUAUUAUCUGACAAUAUGUUGAAAGUUAGCCGAAAUCAUUGUUAACAGAAAUAAAUUAAAGAAUAAUCGAUUUGAAUAUUGAAAUGAAGUGUACAUUCAAUGAUUUAUUUGCUGAUGGCGAAACUUGUCGAGAUUAACCGAAAUUUGCCGAAGUUUACCAAAGCUGUGUCAUAAGGUCAUCUUUGGGAUUUACUGCUCACGUUGUUGGUGUAUCUGAUGGAAACCUUAAUAAGGUGAUAUUGUUAAUCAGUCGUUUUGAUAAACGUUCAUGAUGAGUUGUUCAUCGAAAACAUACAGGGCAAAGAUGAUUUAUUAAUAAUUGGAGUUACCUCCCUUUUAAUAGAUCUUGUUAUGACAAAAAUGUACCGAUGUAAAAAGUUGUGAUACAUUAUUGGAUACCAUAAGAGUUUGUUUAUAGUGAUUAUCAAGUGAUUAUCAAGAGAUUUUGAGUUAUACUUAAUAUAUACAAUGUAACUGAGAGAACAAAGUUUCGUCUCUUGCUGAAAUCCUUUGAGGAGAUUUGUUUUCGACUUCAGCAAUUUAGCUGGCUAAAACCUACCAAAUGUUUAUGUUGUAGUAAAGUUAUCUUCCAUCUAACAAUGACACUUAAAAUUUUAGAUAAGGCAAAGGAUUUCAUUUGGUUUCGUUAUAUUACUUGUUGCUAUGUAUUAACUCUUAUGUAAAUAGAAAAAGUAAGAUGGAUUUCUUUAGUGACUGAAUAUUUGUAUAUUGAAUGUCUUUGCCUUUUUCGAGUGGCAUUAGCGAGGUAACCGCUAUGAAUGCUUUAAAUUUCUCGGUAAACCAAAUCCGUCCAUUUAAAUUUUACUAAUUUAAAAGUGUUAUUAUAUGUGAAGUGUUAUAAUAUAUGAACUUCUUUGUUGAAAUAGAUAUAGUUUAUUUAUUUUGUUUUAAUUCUUUAAAAAAGAAUUGUUAUUUGUACAUAUUUAAUUAAAUAGUAGUAAAUCUCUUCGUGAUGAGUAAUUUUUGUCUUAAACAUUUACAACACUUGGCGUCCUGGAACCUUGAUCAAAAAGGUUUUAAUUUUUUUAACUGACAUGAUCAAUAGUGGGACCUUUGAAAAUACUACCUUGUAUGAUAAUGUUACAGAAACAAAAAGCAUUCAGUAAACUUUUUUUGCUGUUGGCAAAAUUUGCAAUUGCUCUUCGACAAUAAUUGCAUUGUUUCAGAAUCUAAUACAUUUUGUGUUAUAUUUUCAAUGGCGUAAACCAAAACAACGUCAACAUCAACUUAUAGUUGACCAAUAGCAAAGUGUUAUUUCAUUUUGAUAUGCAAACAACAAAAUUAUUUAAAAUCUAUUGGACUUGUACACUUAUUUAACUAUUAAAGAUUUUCCGUAUUGCAGUCACUAUAUAUUAAAACAAAUGUUUGAGGCAAAUCGUCAAUGAUAAUUAUGUUUUGUUAUGUGUUUUAUACUAAAUACUUUAUACUGUGUCUAUGAAAAUUUCUAUUUUGUUUUCUGAAUAAAACAUUCUAACAUAA